Molecule: messenger RNA, 3898 nt
Organism: Carassius auratus (goldfish)
Lineage: Eukaryota; Metazoa; Chordata; Actinopteri; Cypriniformes; Cyprinidae
Product: myelin protein P0-like
Exons: 6
Coding region: 16-810 (264 amino acids)
Biological process (GO): myelination
Cellular component (GO): plasma membrane
Source: RefSeq, a predicted model, not a curated record
AAUAGUCUCAUCUUGAUGCCCUCUGGUCUCAUUCCCUUUCCCUUCCAUCUCUUCUCCUUUCACCAUCCCUCGCUCUCUCGGAACCCCUCACACACUGACCUGCGGGGAGAACAGAGGGAGAUCAUGCUGUCUGUACUGGCACUGACGUCCGUGGUGCUCUUGGGCAUAGCCUCUCAGACCACGGCUAUUGUUGUGUACACAAGCUGGGAGAGACAUGCGCUGGUGGGCACAGAUGUCAGACUCUCCUGCUCUUUCUUCUCUUGGCAAUGGACUUCUCCAGACGUAACCUUCUCAUGGCACUACCGUCCAGAUGGGGCAAAAGAAGCCAUCUCUAUUUUCCACUAUGCCGGCGGAAUACCCUAUGUGGAUACCAAAGGCCCGUUCCGGGACCGUAUGGAAUUUGUGGGGAACCCCAGUCGCCGCGAUGGUUCUAUCCUUCUAAAGAAUGUUGACUUUGCAGACAACGGAACCUUCACCUGUGAUGCCAAGAACCCACCUGACAUUGCUGGCAGCCCCUCUCACGUUCGACUGUUUGUGUUUGAGAAGGUUCCAGUCCAGGCUGGUGUGAUAACAGGAGCAAUUAUUGGCGUAGUGUUGGGACUGCUGAUCCUCAUUGUGGCAAUUUACUAUCUGAUGCGUUUCCUGGUGGCCAGACGAGUGUUCAGCUUGAGCAUGAGUAAACACGGCAGGAAAGGCAAAGGAAAAGAAGGAUCACAGCAAAAACAGGCUUUGGCUGUGACGGAUCCGGCCAAGCUGAAAGCGGCAGCGUCUGAGAAGAAGAAACAGGAGUCUCGCAGGGAGAAGAAAUAGGGAUUGUGGAGCAGAGAGCUAGAGCUCCAGAGCGGGGCCACCUCCACCCAGACCCAAGCCCAGGAAGAGGCUGCGGGGAUGGGCAGGCAGGACAGGGUUCUUAUGACCAUUGAGCUAGAGCUCACUAAACAGGAGAGAGAGGGAGGGCAAACUAAAACGAGUCCCGCUGUGGUCUUUUCUCAACUCGCGCGCAAAUUCACUCUCAAGUGAGAGAGACCGGUAUGAAAAGAGGGGGUGGUGGAGAAUUUUGGAGGCAAGGAGAUAAAGAUGAAUCCUUAAAAACAAGAGGACAGGAGAGAGGUGAAAUUUCUCAUUUUGAUUCAAUUCCAAAAAAAAAAAAAAAACUGUGUCCAAUCAAUAUGCAACACGAUAAAUCUACAAACACAAUAUCUAUACAUUUACUUGCAGCUGUGACAAAAUAUUUUAUGAUUAUAACAAAUAAUUAUUAUAUAGUUUGAUAUCAUGUGGGUUGUUUGUGUUCUGUCGUUGUUAUGUUCAGCUAUGUAGCUCCGCCCACAUUAAAAUCUAAUCACUCUCCGGAUUCAGUGAGGUUCAAAAUUCUGAAUAGGUUCAACUGUAUUUGUAUUUAUUUCAUUUCAAUGCAUUGUGAUUAUAAACUAUACAAUCAGCUUAACAAUUUGCAAGAAAAUAUUAGGAUAGUUUUUUUUUUUAUAUGAAUUUCAGAAUCUGUUAGUAUUUGAUUUGACUUUUGCUUUUAUAACAGCAGCUUUCAAGCUGCUUGAACUCCACAGUUUUGUGUAAAAACUGAUUUGAGAUUAUCAUUUUAAGUCCUAAAUCCUAAAGCCUUCUGGGAUGUUUCCAGGUUUAAAUGAGCUCAAAUCCCAGGUUUUUAUUGUGGAUUUUUGAACCCCACUCAUGUCGUAUAUUGUACAUCUGUUCUGUGAAAAUGCGCUCAGUAUUUGCUUUCAGGGAAAACAAGUUGUUGUGUUGCAACUGGUUAGGACACUUUUUUUUGUUUUUGUUUUUGGUUACAAAAAAAAUCACACAUUCACAACAAAACCCAGAGCUCAGAGCCGUCCAUUACACACACACUGACAGUUUGUGAGAGCUGUAAUAGUGGCAGAAUGGUUUCCCCUUGUUAAGUGACAGACAACUCUCUCUCUCUCUCUCUCUCUCUCUCUCUCUCUCUCUCUUUCUCUCUCUACACAUAUUCAAUCUUAUACAAGAACACAAUCCAAGCUGCACACUUUUCACACUUUAUACUUUUGUUACAAAAUGGUUUGGACACUUUAUAUUAACUGUCUUUUUUCUCAUUCCCUCCCUCUAUUUCUAUUUUUCUCUGUUUUACUUCCUGUCUCUCUGUUUUGUCUGUCUUUGGUCUUCCUAUUCUCUAAUCUCUCUACCUUUUGUUUGGUCUUUAUAUAAUAUAUACUUUGUCUUCUAUUUUUUCACUAUUCUUGUCAUUUGAUAUACUGGUGCUAUUACAUCACUUCCUGUAGGCCGGCCCCCUAAAGUAGCCUCCCUCGCCAUCCUCAUUUUACUGAGAGCUAAAUAUAGCACUAGAUCAUGGAAUCAAAUACACACUUCCCCACUGUUAAAAUUUCAUUUCAGUCACAUAAAAUCUAUUCAUAUUUUGUCCAACACACACUAACAAUCAUCUCAUGUAUCCCAUCAAGCAAUUUUAAGUGCUAUCCCAAUAGGUUUUUGACAGGAAUUUGAAUCUGAUUUAGAGUUGGUGUGUUUUUGCUCUGACUGCAGUGACUGAAAUACCCAAAAUGACGUCGAUACUGCUGGCAGAGACAUUCACGCGCUGUGUGAGAGUUACUUGAUACUCUAAGUCAAAUUCUCAUGUCUGUCCACACAAGCUGUUGUCUGACAAACAGCUGAUUAUUUUAACACUCUCUUGUAACUGGAGAGCUAUCUGUGUCUUCCUUCUGUCCAGUGAGGGCCGGCUCCUACCGUUGCACUUUUCCCCCAACCAUCUCCACACAUCAUUGGCAAGGCCCAUCACUCCAACAUGAGUCAUAGUUUUACUUCACCUCUCUCUAAUCCUCCUCUAACUAUCACGAAUGCUCAUCCACCACCACCUCUUGUCAUUCCCUGUUUCUGCUGGUAUUAGAAUUACCCCUGUGCUCUCUCCUGCCCCCUGCUGCCCACAGGAGAAAACAUUUUAAUUUGGCCGUACUGUUGCAAAGAUGUCAAUGCAAAAAAAAAUUGAAGUUCUUUUAGCUAGCUCUCUGCUGACUACGAUAGAUGCGUGUUUUUCACGACUUUUGCAUGUGUGUGUUUUAAGUCUGAUGAUAUGUCUGUAACCUGUCAACGUGUUUGGGGAGCAAAACUACAUAAAAACAACAUUGUAGAAACAUUCGUCAUGUCAUUGUUAGUAAUGACAAGCUGUGCAGCAGCACCCUGGGACUGUUUGUGUGUUGGAAGCAGAAAUAUAAUAGAGUUUAAUGAUGUUUAAUAAUAUUUCUGCACUUUCAUUUGACUGACAUGGCAGAAUUCAUGUGGUUGUUUCUUCGUGAAGUGUUUACCAUCAUGGUGUUGGCAUGUUAAGGCUGCGGGAAGUGAUGCAAUGAGGGUGGAAAGGUUUUUGGAUUUUUGAGAGAGACAUAAAUUAUGAAAUACUGGGAUGAAGACAUGGACUGAACUCAUAUUCAGGUGAAAAGUCAAGCCAAAGUACAAUAAACAUCUCAGUCUCACAGGAUAUGUUUUUCUGUUCAAGUCUUCAUGUCUAUGCAUGUCAGCCCCAAACCAGACAGGGGCUCUCAUUGGGAAUGCUAGGAAAAGCUAUAGAAUUGCAAGGGCUUGUGGGAAUUAUGUUUGUCAGCCUACAGACAGAUGAUUUUUAUGCAUCUCAGAGUAAAUGUCGAGCAGCCACAUGGUACCUGCCAUUAAACUGUGUUUAAAUAUCGGGGAAUUCCCAUGUUGUAUGUAUUGUGCACCUUUAUUGGUACAGGUCUAGGUAACCGUUCUUUCUUCAAACUCCAUUAAAAAGUCUAAUUAUUUUAUACAUUUAUUUUGACUUUAACACAGCUAACUUUGGAUUUCUGUAAAUGUCUUGUAAAAAGAAAAUCUCAAGUUAGAAUAAUUUCAGAAAAACGUCAAUAAAAACAAAAUCAGAUCC